GGUCCGGGCGGGUCAGGCCUCUGAGGGGAUGGCAUGGGCGGAGACUGCAGGCUUCUGGGCCUGAGAGGGCUGGAGCUGGCUUUCCGGAGCCGGGGGCGGGGCGCGGGCGGGCCUCAGCUGUGGUUACUGGUGACAGGUCGCCUGACUGGGCUCCUCCCCGGGCCCGCCCCGACAGGUUUGUCUUGUGACCGCGGGCGGCCGCUGCUUCUUUCCCGAGCUUGGAACUUCGUUAUCCGCGAUGCGUUUCCUGGCAGCUACAUUCCUGCUCCUGGCGCUCAGCACCGCUGCCCAGGCCGAACCGGUGCAGUUCAAGGACUGCGGUUCUGUGGAUGGAGUUAUAAAGGAAGUGAAUGUGAGCCCAUGCCCCACCCAACCCUGCCAGCUGAGCAAAGGACAGUCUUACAGCGUCAAUGUCACCUUCACCAGCAAUAUUCAGUCUAAAAGCAGCAAGGCCGUGGUGCAUGGCAUCCUGAUGGGCGUCCCAGUUCCCUUUCCCAUUCCUGAGCCUGAUGGUUGUAAGAGUGGAAUUAACUGCCCUAUCCAAAAAGACAAGACCUAUAGCUACCUGAAUAAACUACCAGUGAAAAGCGAAUAUCCCUCUAUAAAACUGGUGGUGGAGUGGCAACUUCAGGAUGACAAAAACCAAAGUCUCUUCUGCUGGGAAAUCCCAGUACAGAUCGUAAGUCUAUCUGGGGGUGAGAGGGCAUGGGUGGAGGGAAGAAAGUGGAGGAGAAAUCAGACUGAAACUAAAUCAGUGCCAUAAGAUAAAAGGAAUUUCAAGACUGCUGUUUUAUGCCUCUCAACCUCUAAAAGCAUCUGAGACCCUAUUUCCUGAGAGCUCAGAACUGUUGCCUUUGUAAUAUCCUUUGUUAAAAAAAAAAAAGGUUGAAGGAAAGAAGAGAGAGUGAGACUGUAGAGAUUGAUUUAACUGUCUUCAUUGGUUUUUUUCUGUCGGAGUAAGGAAGGUCCAGCCAGACAGGACCUGAAGGAGGUUGCUUAGGAAUGUCUGAUAACUUGCCCUAGGGUUAUUGCCCUGACAGUGGAGGAAAGGUUCCAAACCACUUCCACUGAGCUGGGACAUUACAUCCACAGGUUUCUCAUCUCUAAGUGCCUCAUUGAGUUCGGUGCAUCUGGCCAAUGAGUCUGCUGAGACUCUUGACAGCACCUCCAGCUCUGCUGCUUCAACAACAGUGACUUGCUCUCCAAUGGUAUCCAGUGAUUCGUUGAAGAGGAGGUGCUCUGUAGCAGAAACUGAGCUCCGGGUGGCUGGUUCUCAGUGGUUGUCUCAUGUCUCUUUUUCUGUCUUAGGUGGUUUCAUUAAAUGCAGCACUUGGUUAGCAGAUGUUUAAUUUUUUUUUUAACAACAUUAACUUGUGGCCUCUUUCUACACCUGGAAAUUUACUCUUGAAUAAAUAAAAACUCGUUUGUCUUGUCUUCUGCAUGUGG
Molecule: messenger RNA, 1446 nt
Organism: Homo sapiens (human)
Lineage: Eukaryota; Metazoa; Chordata; Mammalia; Primates; Hominidae
Gene: NPC2
Product: NPC intracellular cholesterol transporter 2
Exons: 4
Coding region: 239-763 (174 amino acids)
Biological process (GO): cholesterol efflux; intracellular cholesterol transport; sterol transport
Cellular component (GO): extracellular region; lysosome; endoplasmic reticulum
Molecular function (GO): sterol binding; cholesterol binding
Source: RefSeq, marked reviewed